Messenger RNA from Dunckerocampus dactyliophorus (ringed pipefish), 1066 nucleotides. RefSeq names its product 3-hydroxyacyl-CoA dehydratase 1 (gene hacd1). Bases 54 to 782 code for a protein of 242 amino acids. The transcript has 7 exons. Lineage: Eukaryota; Metazoa; Chordata; Actinopteri; Syngnathiformes; Syngnathidae. Gene Ontology annotation, biological process: sphingolipid biosynthetic process; very long-chain fatty acid biosynthetic process; fatty acid elongation. Gene Ontology annotation, cellular component: endoplasmic reticulum membrane. Gene Ontology annotation, molecular function: 3-hydroxyacyl-CoA dehydratase activity. The record is from RefSeq and is a predicted model, not a curated record.
CCAGCUGUCAACUCCCUUCCUCCCGGCAGGCUGCACCCCCCUCCCCCGGCAGCAUGGCGUCCAUCGAGGAGGACGGCGCAGUGGAGGAGAAGGAAAACAACAACAAGAAACGAACGAAAGGCGCCAUUGCCACAGCGUGGCUCACCUUCUACAACAUCGCCAUGACGGCCGGGUGGUUGGUUCUGGCCAUGGCCAUGAUGCGCUUCUACAUGCAGAAGGGCACACACAAAGGUCUGUACAGAAGCAUUGCGAGGACCCUCAAGUUCUUCCAGACGUUUGCUUUAGUGGAGGUGGGACACUGUGCCAUCGGAAUCGUGAGGACUUCUGUGAUCGUCACCGGGGUGCAAGUGUGCUCACGGAUCUUCAUGGUUUGGUUCAUCACCAACAGCAUCAGACAGAUCCAGAAUGAAGAAAGUGUGUUGCUGUUCCUGGUGGUGUGGACGCUGACAGAGAUUACCAGAUAUUCCUACUACACCUUUAACCUGCUCAACCACCUGCCGUAUUUCAUCAAAUGGGCCAGAUACAACCUCUUCAUCGUCUUGUACCCGCUGGGGGUGGCGGGCGAGCUGCUCACCAUUUACUCGGCGUUGCCCUUCGUACGCAGGUCGGGAAUGUACUCCAUGAGGCUUCCCAACAAGUACAACGUGUCCUUCGACUACUACUACUGCCUCAUCAUCAUCAUGCUGUCUUACAUCCCACUGUUUCCUCAGCUCUUCUUCCACAUGUUGCGGCAGAGGAGGAGAGUUCUCCACGGGGAGGUCAUCGUGGAGAAGGAUGACUAGACGUCUGGAUGAAGAGUCAACGUGUUUACAAUCCACUAGCCUUAGCAUGUUGCACGCACUGAGAGGAAACACAUCGACUAAUAAGGAUGCUUUCCAGCUGGUCGUACCUCCAAUAAGACUUUGUUCAAAGCUUUCAAACGUCUUGUUUGUGUCCAAUCAAAGGUGCUAUCCACAUCAUUUAUGUCCAACAUGUCAGCUGUUCUCCGUACUUCUAGACAAUUGUAAAUCACUGCCACCUACUUUUUAGCAAAAACAUAACUUAUGUGCAAAAUUAAUAAAGUAAA